Molecule: messenger RNA, 2349 nt
Organism: Zalophus californianus (California sea lion)
Lineage: Eukaryota; Metazoa; Chordata; Mammalia; Carnivora; Otariidae
Gene: CASQ1
Product: calsequestrin 1
Exons: 11
Coding region: 467-1933 (488 amino acids)
Biological process (GO): regulation of skeletal muscle contraction by regulation of release of sequestered calcium ion
Cellular component (GO): sarcoplasmic reticulum lumen
Molecular function (GO): calcium ion binding
Source: RefSeq, a predicted model, not a curated record
CUUUUUACCACCUUCUCCUCCGCUGGGUGGAGGAAACAGGCCACAUCCAGAGGACAGUCCCAGGUUUUAGGCAUUUGUGCCCCCUUUGUCCUGUCGUACGAAUCGAAUCUCUGACCCAGAAUACCUCCUCUCCACCCCCAUUUCCCUGGGUCUGAGUACCCUUGCCCUCCCUGGACUCUCCCUAAUGACCCCAUGCCUCCCCUCCCCCAGCCCAGCUCAUUUACCUCCGACUCAUCUGGUCUUAUUUUUAGCUCAGGCUUUUUCCUUUCUUAAUAUGGCGAUGAGCUUUCCGGGCCGGCGUGGGGACUGUGCUGAGGAGCCCUGGCCGUCGUGGGGGAAGGCAGCGGGGGAGGGGCUCCCAGAGCCAGGGGGUGAGGUGGGGGAGGAGGGAGGGUCUCGGCCCUCUGGGGCUGUCCUGGCCUCAGAAGGUUAUCCUCUCUCCUGCCAACCCCAGAGACAUAUUUAGAUGGAGCCAGGUGGGGGCCCUGGGGUGCCAAUUUCAGGGGCAGCUCCGGUUCCCUCCCCACCCCCUGUCGCUACCCCUCCUCCUGACCCAUUCACUCUUGGCUCUGUCAGCAGCUUGUCCGGGACCCAGCAGUGUCCUCUGUCCACUGCUCCAGGCCAUUCCCCACCCCACGCCCCUGUGAGCCCCUCACUCGGGGCUCAGGACCCAGGGCCCCGCCCGACCCCAGCUACCCUCUUAGGGACCGGAGAGCCGAGGCUGACCCCGCUCCCUGCCCCGCACCGCACCGCCGACAGGAUGGGGGCCAGCACGGGGCCCGGGCUGCGGCCGGCACUGUUCUUCCUGCUGGUGCUAGGGACACCCAGGUUGGGGGUGCAGGGGGAGGACGGGCUGGAAUUCCCUCAGUAUGACGGUGUGGACCGUGUGGUCAACGUCAACGCCAAGAACUACAAGAAUGUGUUCAAGAAGUAUGAGGUGCUGGCGCUGCUCUACCACGAGCCCCCCGAGGAUGACAAGGCCUCACAAAGACAGUUUGAGAUGGAAGAGCUGAUCCUGGAGUUAGCGGCCCAAGUCCUCGAAGACAAGGGUGUUGGCUUCGGGCUGGUGGACUCUGAGAAGGACGCAGCUGUAGCCAAGAAACUAGGCCUCACGGAAGAGGACAGCAUCUACGUGUUCAAGGGAGAUGAAGUCAUCGAGUAUGAUGGCGAGCUUUCUGCGGACACCCUGGUGGAGUUUCUACUGGAUGUCCUAGAGGACCCUGUGGAAUUGAUUGAAGGCGAACGCGAACUGCAGGCAUUUGAGAACAUCGAGGAUGAGAUCAAACUCAUUGGCUACUUCAAGAGCAAAGAUUCAGAGCAUUACAAGGCCUUUGAGGAUGCGGCGGAGGAGUUUCACCCCUACAUCCCCUUCUUCGCCACCUUCGACAGCAAGGUGGCAAAGAAGCUGACCCUGAAGCUGAAUGAGAUCGAUUUCUAUGAGGCCUUCAUGGAAGAGCCUGUGACCAUCCCAGACAAGCCCAACAGCGAAGAGGAGAUUGUCAGCUUCGUGGAGGAGCACAGGAGGUCCACCCUGAGGAAGCUGAAGCCUGAGAGUAUGUAUGAGACGUGGGAGGACGACAUGGACGGAAUUCACAUCGUGGCCUUCGCGGAGGAAGCUGAUCCUGAUGGUUACGAGUUCUUGGAGACGCUCAAGGCUGUGGCCCAAGACAACACGGAAAACCCUGAUCUCAGCAUCAUCUGGAUCGACCCUGACGACUUCCCCCUGCUGGUGCCAUACUGGGAGAAGACGUUUGACAUCGACCUGUCAGCCCCACAAAUAGGAGUGGUCAACGUUACCGAUGCGGACAGCGUGUGGAUGGAGAUGGCCGACGAGGAGGACCUGCCCUCCACAGAGGAGCUGGAGGACUGGCUGGAGGACGUGCUCGAGGGCGAGAUCAACACGGAGGACGAUGACGAAGACGACGGCGACUAGACGCUGCGGCCGCCGCCUCCCAGCCCGCCCGCGCUCCACGUGUUUCCUCCCGCCCCCCAUCCCUCCCUGGGCUCCUCCGGGGACACUGGGCCGUCCUCCGCCAUAGGGAGGCCAUAUGCUGAGUGCUGAGGCCCGCUCGUCCCCACACGCCAGCCCAGCCGCCUCAGCCAGCGGUGUGUCCCUCGGCGGCCCUGCUCCUACGGUUUGGGGCGCGCCCUGGGCCCGUCCUGCCUUUCUCCUCUGCUGCCUCUGCCUGCACACACAAUUCCCCACACUCUCAAAUCCUACCUCCUUCUGGCGGCCCCGAUCCCUGGCCAGGAGGAAGGGUGGGCCCUGCGUCUGGGGCGCGCGCUCUCUCUCUCUCUCUCUCUCUCCCCCCCAGCAAUCUCUUGUUAAUCUAUUUGGGUCAAUAUCGA